UUGGCUGAGGGGAAGAAUAGCGUCACGGCCACAGUGAGGGGAGCUCUGAGGAUGCACGGCUGAGCUGGGAGGAAACACAUUACAUUCACUGGGAGUUUGCAUGGAGAAGAGCUGAGCCUUCAACCAGCUGCACACUGGGAAGUGGCAUCUUCUGCAAAUUAAUACGACCCUCAGGUGAUAUCGUCUGGACUCAACCAUCCCCUUAAGGACUCUUCAUAUCCAGCCGUCGUUGAUCCGUCUGCUCUAACAGCUCUCCAGCUAUGAACUACCUGCGCCGGCGUCUCUCUGACAGCACCUUCAUCUCCAACCUGCCCAAUGGCUACAUGACGGACCUCCAGAGGCCUGAUCCCGCUCAGCCGCCUUCCCCAGCUACAGCAGCCCCACCCAAAUCUCCCACGGUGGGGUCGACGCCGCCCGUCACCUCCCCUACCCCCUCCCCGGCCCCGGAGAGGAAACCCCAGCCGUCCCAGUCCAGUGGGGCAGGCUUCUUCAGCUCCAUAACCAACGUAGUCAAGCAGACUGCUGCCUCAGCAGGGCUGGUGGAGCAGUCCGCGGUCACGACACCCAAGAAGUUCAAGAUCCUCCUGGUCAUCGAUGAACCACAGCAGGAAUGGGCCAAACUCUUCAGAGGGAAGAAAGUACAUGGAGAUUAUGACAUCAAAGUCGAACAGGCUGAGUUCAGUGAGAUCAACAUCAUAGCUCAUGCCAAUGGGAGCUGUAAUGUGGACAUGCAGGUUCUGAGAAAUGGUACCAAGGUGGCCAGGUCAUUCAAGCCUGACUUUGUCCUUAUCCGCCAGCAUGCCUUCAGUAUGACCCAGAACGAGGACUUCCGUAACCUGAUCAUUGGUCUGCAAUAUGGGGGCAUCCCCAGUAUCAACACCCUGGAGUCCAUCUACAACCUGUGUGACAAGCCCUGGGCGUUUGCACAGCUAAUAAGCACCUACAGGAAGCUUGGUGCAGAGAAGUUCCCUCUGAUUGAACAGACCUUCUAUCCCAACUACAAGGAUAUGGUUGCCAUGCCAACGUUUCCUGUCGUUGUGAAAAUUGGGCACGCUCACUCAGGAGUAGGAAAGGUGAGGGUAGAUAACCACAGUAAAUUCCAGGACAUUGCCAGUGUGGUGGCUCUCACCCAAACCUACACCACCACUGAGCCUCUCAUUGACUCCAAGUACGACAUCAGGAUCCAGAAGAUUGGCAAUGACUACAAAGCUUACAUGAGGACCUCAAUCUCUGGCAACUGGAAGACCAACACAGGCUCAGCCAUGCUGGAACAAGUGGCCAUGACUGACAGGUACAAGCUGUGGGUUGACACCUGCUCAGUGAUCUUCGGAGGGUUGGAUAUCUGUGCUGUCAAAGCCAUUCAUGGGAAGGAUGGGAAAGAUUACAUAACGGAGGUGGUGGGGUCCUCCAUGCCACUGGUAGGAGAGCAUCAGGCAGAGGACAGGCAGCUCAUCACUGACAUGGUGGUAGCCAAGAUGAACCAGGCAGUAGGACGGACACCCACUGGGUCCCCUAACAGACCCACCACCAUGCAGCCAUCACAGAGUGGUGGCCAGAAGGACCUCGUGGUUGAUCCCAAGACUGGCACUGCACACCCCCCUCAAGGUUGUCUGCAGUACAUUCUCGACUGUAAUGGCGUUGCAGUGGGGCCAAAACCCGUUCAGGCCAACUGAGUAGCCCGCCAGGGAGGAAGUCUAUCUAAUAUCGAAAUGAUGAUGACGUACAUUAGCUGGACACAAGCGGGGAGGGUGUUGGGGGGGAGAGACGGUAGACGGACUGAGAUGUGGCUGGUAUUAGUUUGGGCCAGAGUGUAGUGCUGGCCUGGACUGUGUUUUUCCUCUAUGCAGUGUCAAGAUGUACUGUUAACGUGUUUCCCUGUUGAUUUAGUGUGCUUGUAACGGUCGCCUCUGUUUAUCUGUAGCCGUGGUUCUUUGGGGCUGUUGUUGACAGUGUAAUAAGCAGAUUGUGCCUACACUGAGUCCAGUGCUGCUGUGUGUGCCCAAUGUUUGAUUCAGUCAUUAUUCAUUAUUUGCCCUCCCUCUACCCCCCCCCCAUUUAUUUCUCCAUUUUGGUGUGUACUUUUAGAUAUUGUUCAAACUGUGGUUUGUCGUGCAGUUUGACGUUUGUGUAUAUGUCAAUAUGUACAUGUUGGUGCGUAUGACUGUAGUGGUAAUUAUUUUCAUACAUAUACUAAUACAAUAGAUAUUUAUUUUUGUUUUGCAUGUAUGAUAUUCAGGCAGGUAACAGUAUGUUUUUUUUCCUUCUCAUUCUGGAUGUUUCUUUAGUGACGCCACUAUUAUUCUUUUGAUCCAAACUAUGGUCCUUGUGAUUUAUGCAUUGUGAAUGUGUCAUAAUAACAAAUGCAUAUUGUAUAAGUUAAACAAAAUAGAUGUAUGCAUAAACAACCAAAUGUUAGAGCCAAGAAAGCUGAUGAGCACCUGCAUACAUACAGCCAGAUCCCUGCUAUGUAAACUUUCAUUCCAUGCGUUGUUUGAAAGGAUAUGAUAUAUAGAUUUGUCUUUGUCCAUUAUUAGCAGAUAGCUUACCCAUCAAGAUACUUCCAUCAGUGAAUGUUGCUAUAACAACCAACGCUUAGAAAGACCGUUCUUUGACAGUUUUAGAACCUGUCUCUUAUGCACAGAACACAGCCAUAGCUGUUUUCAUGUGUAUGAGGACAAGCAUAUUAGAUUAGACUUACACAAUUACAAUAGACUACUGUAAAAGAAAAUAUUUAAAAAAGUCCUGUUGUUUUUAUGGUAACUUACUGGCAGACAGUUACCUGUACGUUACUGUAAAAAAAAGUACAGUAUGUUACUGUAAAUUCAAAAUAAACUUUGGUUUAACAGUACAUUAGUACGUUUUACAGUAAUGCACUGUUAAACCAGUUUCUUUAGAAUUUAUGGUAACAUACUGUACUUUUUUUUUUUUUACAGGUACCUGGCUGCCAAUAAAUUACUGUAAAAACAGGAUGUUAUUUAGUGUACCAUUUUUUAGCCUAAUAAUACAUAUUUGACUCAUUAUCACGCAAGCACGUAUAUGGGAUUGGUUUGUGGCAGCUGCAGUUGCGAUCGUGAGAGGAGAGAUUUUAUGUGAUAGAUUUAGAGAGUAACUAACUAUGAUAUAUUCAAACGCUCUCAUUCAUUCCAAUAAUUAAGAUACAUUAACAUAAUGACUCUAGAGGUUUGUCUGUAAACUAAUAAGAUUCCAGUAACAACCGUUGCCUCUUUGGCCAACGAUUAAUGUGUCAAUCUGUUUUUAUUUAUAUAUAUAUAUUUCAGGAAGUAGUCAAAUUAGUUCUGUCACUUUAAAUUAUAUUGUCAAGUCAAAAAAACUAAACUGGGAUCAGUUAAAUGAUCAACGUGUUACAUAAUAUAUCUGAAAUUUUAGGUAUGAGGUUUCUGAUUCUACCAUAAGCGCACCGUCCGUGCAGAAUAUCAACAACCAUAUUGGUGUUGCCAUGACAACAGUGAUGGUGCUCUGUUUUGCAGUGAUGAUGUGCGUGGAGUUAUGCUUAUGUUACUGCCAUUUAAGGAUUCUUUGACAUAUUUGCCUUAUACUCCCUCUGAGUUAAUGGAGUGCAAUAUAUAUGUUUUUAACUUUAUAUUCUUUAUAUUUUUAUUACCAGAUAUUAUUCCAUAAUUUAUUCAUACAGCUACAUUCACAAGUGGGAUACAAACAUUUUCCCAUUAAAAACACCUGCAUUAAGUAGCAGUUAAUAAUGUAGAAUCCAUGCAUGUCUCCUAUUUGGUACAAUGGUCAUACUGCACAACUAAGAAUACAGCUAUAUCAACACCAUUGUAAAUGUGUGUCACAUUCUAAAACACACUUUUGUUUGUUACUAACAGAAUUGUACAAAUGAACUAUGUUAGCAAGCUCUAUGUGCAAUUUAUGUUCCAACGUGUAUGAAAUGCCAUUGUGUCUGUGCAGAUAACCCAGAGAGUAACCCUGUUAAAAGCCUUACCUGUGGCUUUGUGUUGUGGUUUGUGGGGCAAACUGCCAUGACGUUCCUAUAAAAGGGAGGAUAGAGUGGAGGCACCAAGGUCCUUAAUAGUUGCACGGUGAGGAAUUUGUUGUGUAACUAAUUGAUCAAAGGCGCUAUUGUCAGUGGAAACUCAAAAUCAGCCAUCCUGCCCAGGGUGAAACUCCUUCGCUGGCUUAGUUUUUCAUACCGGAUGGGUUGCAGCCAUUUGGGACCAGGGUGGCCACCAACUGUUAAGUGUGUUCUCUUGGAUCUAGUGUUGAAUUGUUUGAAAGAAUUCAGUACAGAUAACAAUACAUUGUGGAAAAAAAUUCCCUAACUGGAUAUUUUGCUCCUGUCACUGGCAAUAAAGCUUCCUUUGCGGUAUAUGCUCA
Oncorhynchus nerka (sockeye salmon) is the source of this 4353-nucleotide messenger RNA. RefSeq names its product synapsin-2-like. Gene Ontology annotation, molecular function: ATP binding. Gene Ontology annotation, biological process: neurotransmitter secretion. The record is from RefSeq and is a predicted model, not a curated record. Lineage: Eukaryota; Metazoa; Chordata; Actinopteri; Salmoniformes; Salmonidae. Gene Ontology annotation, cellular component: synaptic vesicle membrane; synaptic vesicle. The transcript has 11 exons. Bases 261 to 1673 code for a protein of 470 amino acids.